UCGAACAGUCAGCACGAUGAGAAGUGAAUCGUGCCGGUUUGUCUUUACAACGUUUAGCUAAAACCGAUUUAAAAACUUAACCUAACCGACUUUAGAACGCAUGAACGUUCCUUUUUUUUCUUUUGUAAUUUUUUACAAAGUUUUUUUUCUAAGAUAUUAUUUACAUAUAUGACCUUACUACGUAUGUUAUUGCGUCGUUGAGAAUAAACACAGAUUAUAAUAACUUUUUUUUUCAUGAAAAUGCAUUGUGAUGCACCGUGUACAAUUCGAAAUAAGCACAGAAAUACUUGGGGAAUGAAGACGUUAAAAAUGUGUUUUGGCAAGAGUCGUUUAAAACCACGUGAAACUAUUGAACAAGACUUGAGCAUGAUGGGAAUAGCCGUACCUAGAUUAAAUGUUCGUUCGCCAUCCAGAAAACGUUCCAUGCCAACUACCAACGGUACGCACGACCGCUUUUGCAGUUUGAAAGCUCACCAACAACGUUGCUCCAUGUCGGCCGUUUGUUACGAGGGUGGAGUCGGCGGUAGAUCCCGAGCUGGGCUUAGGCUCAGCCUGAACAGGAGUAUCAGUGAGCCGGGCCCAGCAACACCAAUUACUGUUUCUACACCAACAACCUCAAAACGAUUUCGAUUGGAAUCGAUACCUAGUCUACCCGUUAGUUUACCUGCUAGCCCCAAUUCUGACGGUACAAAUUUAAGCAGUGCUCUAAUACUCAACAAGGUAAAACGAAUGAGCAGUGAUUAUUUUAGACAAAAACUGGAACUUUUUGGUCCGGCGGUCUUGGCCAUUGACUGUCGGUCUUUCGUGUGCUACAACGUCAGCCAUGUCAGGGGUGCUGUGAACGUGAACGUUGCUGAUCGGAUUAACAGACGGAGAUUGCAAACAGGAAAAGCAACUUUGGUAGAGUUGGCGUCUUCCAGGGAUGCCAAAGACGCUCUAAGGAGGCGUGGGUACAGAGAAAUUGUGGUGUAUGAUGACUCGACUACAGACUUAGACAGAGUGCCCCAUAAUCAUCCUCUGAUGCUAAUCCUUGCUUCAUUAGUGGAUGAUGAAAGAGAACCGUCGUUUCUUAUCGGUGGCCACAAAGAAUUCCAUUCCCGGCAUAAGGACAUGUGCGAGAACUCCCUGUUGCCGGCGCCGCUGAGCGCCAGCUGUCCUCCAGAUGUGGACCGAGAGUCUAUGGAUACCCACCCUCUGACCAAGGUGCUGCCGUUCUUGUACCUGGGUAACAGCAAGGAUGCUGACGACCGGGAUGGUAUGACUGCCAUCGGGGUGACACGUGUGUUGAACGUGACUACAAGCCAACAGUCACCAUCCCCGACUAUGGACCACCGCGCUUCCGGCGUCGUGUAUAAGCGGCUUUCCGUCUUAGAUAACGGGCAUGCCAACCUUAAACAGUACUUCGAGGAAGCGUUCGAAUUCAUCGAAGGCGCUCGGAAGUCUGGCGGAAGUGUUCUGAUACACUGCCAGGCCGGCAUAUCCCGGUCGCCGACCAUAGCCAUCGCGUACGUGAUGCGCCACCGGAAUACGUCCAUGGUGGACGCAUACAAGAUGGUCAAAGCAGCCCGGCCGAUCAUAUCGCCGAACCUAAACUUUAUGGGCCAGCUGUUGGAGCUCGAGCAGAGCUUGCAGCAGUACGAACAGCAACACCAGCAGCAGCAACAGCAACAACAGCAACAGCAACAACAGCAACCGCGUUGCGGCCAGUCUUGGGUCACCGCCCAAUCCGCCGCAGACGAACUGUCGCCCGGAUGUAGUACAUAAAAAAAAAAGGCCGCCGCGCCCGACGACUGUACGCACGCACACACGUGCUCAAGUUUACGGGUUUUUGUGUGUACGUGUGUGCUUGCGCGCGUGCGCAGGACAGAGACAAGGUACCAUGUCCCCGCUUCGGGCAUGCUAAGAUAAUAUUAUAAUAUUGGUAUAUGUAUAAUAUAUAUAUACGUAUUAAGUAUCUGUAUAAUAUUUGUUUGUGUCAAUUGCGUUCGAGAUAUUCCAACCUAUAUAAUGUGUUCCUAAUAAUUAGUUUUUCCAUUCUCGCGCAAAUGUAUGUAAAAAAAAAAAAUAUCUAUAUAUAUUAAAUAAAUGAUUAAAACGAAAUGAUAGUAAUAAUAUAAAAGUACCUAUAUCUAUGUGUAUAUAUAAACUUGCGUACGUAUCCGUUUAAGAAUGUGAAAGUAUAUAUAUACAUAUAUGUUUGUAUAUUAUAACGUAUGUGCCUAUUAUUAUUAUUAAUAUCAUCAUCAUCAUCAUUAUUAUUAUUAUAUUGUUGUUUGUAAUGUUAUAAAUAAAAAAAUUAAAGAACUGUCUGCGUGAAUUCGCGGUAGGUACAUCAAAUAUUAUUAUCGUACGGCGAUUUCUUCGCAGCUACGCAUAGUAUAAUAUAUAUAUAUAUAAAUAUAUAUAAACUUUUAGACACGAUGUGAUGACACCACUGCAUCAUAUACUGGUGCAGAUUUGACACGAUUCGAAAAAACGAGCAUUAUCUAGUCUUGCAAACUUUGUACAUAAGAUAUAGUAUGAUAUAAUAUACGUAUUAUUACUCGCUGAGACUACUAUUUUUUUUUAAUUACACCAUUUUAAUUAUUAUUAUUAUUAUUAUAUAUAUAUAUAAUAUGUAUAUAUAUAUAUAUAUAUAUAUAUAUUAUGUAUGAAAUGUAAAAAGAAAAAUUGAUGUAAAAAUUAUGUUUUUUUUUUAACAAAAAUUAAAGGCUGUGUUUGUAGAUAUAAUCAUAGAAUAUUUAUAACUGAUGAUGAUCAUGUACCCCCCCACAUAUUUUUUAAAAUUGAGUCAAUAUGUAGCAAAAUGAUUUGUAUUUUAUAUUUGACCGUCUAAAUACAAAACGAAAUCGUUGAAAACAAAAAUA
This is a messenger RNA of Rhopalosiphum padi (bird cherry-oat aphid), 2867 nucleotides long. It is a transcript of the gene puc, whose product is annotated as dual specificity protein phosphatase 10. The transcript is spliced from 6 exons. Bases 235 to 1764 code for a protein of 509 amino acids. NCBI's taxonomy places the organism in Eukaryota, Metazoa, Arthropoda, Insecta, Hemiptera, Aphididae. Gene Ontology annotation, biological process: negative regulation of MAPK cascade; protein dephosphorylation. The record is from RefSeq and is a predicted model, not a curated record. Gene Ontology annotation, cellular component: cytosol; cytoplasm. Gene Ontology annotation, molecular function: MAP kinase tyrosine/serine/threonine phosphatase activity; protein tyrosine/threonine phosphatase activity.